Messenger RNA from Girardinichthys multiradiatus, 7544 nucleotides. It is a transcript of the gene kcnd1, whose product is annotated as potassium voltage-gated channel, Shal-related subfamily, member 1. Gene Ontology annotation, biological process: protein homooligomerization; potassium ion transmembrane transport. Gene Ontology annotation, molecular function: protein binding; A-type (transient outward) potassium channel activity. Lineage: Eukaryota; Metazoa; Chordata; Actinopteri; Cyprinodontiformes; Goodeidae. Gene Ontology annotation, cellular component: voltage-gated potassium channel complex; membrane. The transcript has 9 exons. The record is from RefSeq and is a predicted model, not a curated record. The coding region runs from base 911 to 2827 and encodes 638 amino acids.
CAAGACAGUACAACAACUCCUUCUCCUCCUCUUUCUUUAUUAUUCUCCCUUUUCCAUCAUCCUCUCGUGCUCAUCUGGCUGGUCUCACCUGGAAAACCUGCUUCCUCUUCUUCCUUAUCCCACUCAGCUUCAUCAGGACGCGGGGAGCGGAGGACGACCUUACAUGGACACAGAGUAACGGCCCACACACCUCCUCCCUGGUCUCCAAACCACUCAGGCCCUUUGGCUUUCAUAUGGGAGACGUGGAAGCACAGAGGGAUAAACUGGAAGCUCAGAGACGGAAAGCAGGAGCUGAAGAGGGCAUCUGGAGAUCCAUAGGCUCUGCAGCAUCAUCAUCAGCAUCCUCACAGUUUAAUAAGUCAGAGAGCUGAGCAGGAGGCAAACACACACAUUUUGUUGUUCCUGGAUUUAUUUUUUCUUCUUCCAGAUCCCUGCAGAAAUAAACAACAAUAUUAAAGAAGAACUUUAUUAUUAUUCGGAGACUCAACUGAGGUCAGCUUCUAAUCCCCAACAUUAAUAAAGAGCCUAUUGGAUGAAAUCGAGGUGUUUUUACCCUGAGGAGCGUCUUGCAGGAGCAGAGAACCUCUGCUUUCGGUCUGAAGACAAAGUGACUAAAAGGAAAUUAAAAACAGUCCAAUAAACAGGAAGCUCACCUACUAGUAUGAUGUGUUCCUGCUCCUUCUGAAUCUUUUUCAUGGCUUGACAUCUUCCUGACCUCUGACCCCUACCUCCCCAUCCUCCAUCCUCAACAUGUCCAACUCACUCAGCUCUCGCUGCUCAGACUACAUCAGAAAGUCCGACCAGGUGGAGCAGUGAACCACGCCUGGAAAAGACCACCCAACUUAGACUGAUUAGCCCUGCCUCCCCCCACCUCUUCAACUCCUCCUCUGUUGAGACGCUCGGAUGCAAGAUGGCGGCCGGCGUUGCCACGUGGUUGCCGUUUGCGCGGGCGGCGGCUGUGGGCUGGCUUCCUCUUGCCAAAAAGACGAUGCCCAAACCUCCAGUGGACAAUUCCUCCAGAUCCGACGAGAUCCUGUACGUCAAUGUCAGCGGCGUUCGCUUUCAGACAUGGAAGAACACUCUGGACCGUUACCCUGACACCCUCCUGGGCUCCUCAGAGAAGGAGUUCUUCUACAACGAGGACACUCAGGAGUAUUUUUUCGACAGAGACCCCGAGAUGUUCCGACACAUCCUGAACUUUUAUCGUACUGGGAAGCUCCAUUACCCCCGAAAUGAGUGCAUCCAGGCGUUUGACGAGGAGCUGGCCUUCUACGGCAUUGUACCAGAGAUCAUUGGAGACUGCUGCAUGGAGGAAUACCGAGACAGGAAAAAGGAGAACCAGGAGCGCCUGGCAGAGGACACGGAGGCCAACGAGGCGACAGACGCCCCCCUCCCUCCACACAGCACUCCCAGGGAGCGUCUGUGGCGGGCCUUUGAGAACCCCCACACCUCCACCAUGGCACUGGUCUUCUACUAUGUCACAGGUUUCUUCAUUGCUGUGUCUGUUAUCGCCAACGUGGUGGAGACAGUGCCCUGCCGGCCUCCGAAGGGCAGCGUCAAAGACCUCCCUUGUGGGGAGAAGUACCAGCUGGCCUUCUUCUGCAUGGACACGGCCUGCGUGCUCAUCUUCACCUUCGAGUACCUGAUGCGCCUGUUCGCCGCGCCCAGCCGCUGUAAGUUCAUGCGUUCUGUGAUGUCGGUGAUCGAUGUGGUGGCCAUCAUGCCCUACUACAUUGGCCUGGUGAUGCCUGAGAACGAGGAUGUGAGCGGUGCCUUCGUCACUCUGCGGGUGUUCCGCGUCUUCCGGAUCUUCAAGUUCUCACGUCACUCUCAGGGUUUGAGGAUUCUGGGUUACACAUUGAAGAGCUGCGCCUCUGAGCUGGGAUUCCUGCUCUUCUCCCUCACUAUGGCCAUCAUCAUUUUCGCCACCGUCAUGUUCUACGCUGAGAAGGGUACCAAGGGCUCCACCUUCACCUCCAUCCCAGCCUCCUUCUGGUACACCAUCGUCACCAUGACAACACUGGGGUAUGGCGACAUGGUUCCAAACACCAUCGCAGGGAAGAUCUUUGGGUCCAUCUGCUCUCUCAGUGGCGUGCUGGUGAUUGCUCUUCCAGUGCCAGUCAUUGUGUCCAACUUCAGUCGGAUCUACCACCAGAACCAGAGAGCAGACAAGAUGAGAGCUCAGCAGAAAGUGCGAUUGGCUCGGAUCCGCAUGGCAAAGAAAGGAACGACCAACGCCUUCCUCCAGUACAAAGAGGACCACACACUUGGAGACAGAGACAGCGACAGCACGGCUCUGUGUGUCAAGAACAGAUCAACAUUUGAGCAUCAGCACCACCACCUGCUUCACUGUCUGGAGAAGACCACGAACCACGAGUUCACAGACGAGAUUACCUACAGCGAGCUCUGUAUGACCGAGUCGGUGGGCUUCAGGACCAGCCGCAGCACCUCCCUGUCCAGCCAACAGGUUGCGCAGAACAACUCCACAGGUUGCUGCCCCCGCCGGGCCCGGAGGAGAGCUGCCAUGCGACUUGCUAACUCUACGGUGUCCGUGAGCCGCGGGAGUGUCCAGGAGCUGGACACCCUGCAAUUUAAAACCACCUCCAUACCGCCCCAAACUCGAUCCAGUCUGAACGCCCAGCCUGACAACCUGAAGCUGAACUGUGGUGACCAGGAUUUCACUGCCGCCAUCAUCAGCAUUCCCACUCCGCCUGCCAACACGCCGGAUGAGAGUCUGCCCCCAUCGCCAGCCCCCAUUCCUGGCAUCCUGCGGAACACCCGGGCCACCGCCUACACCCAUGAAACCGUUAAAAUCUCUUCCUUAUAGCCUUUGACUCCUUCUCCCCCUAAUUCCCACCCCUUCAGAAACCCGUCCCCUCUGAGCCUCUGAUCCUGGAUCUGGGGCACAACAGGCUAACAGUUGAGACUACUCCAAUGAAUCCUUGGAGCUGCAAGAUGUUCAGUAUGAGCAUGAAAAUGAAGCUAAAGCUGCAGAAACUUUAGAGAAACAUUUAUUCUCCUCAGGACAUUUAAGAAUCAAAAGAGUCCUCCAUUUCAGCACAUCCACACACUUUUCAUCCCAACACGGUUCAUCCAUAGAGGUCUUCUUUUUGCACAAACCCUGGUCAGGAUUGUCCUGGACCAUCUGAAACCAGCUGCUGCUUUGGUUUAAACGGGAUGGAUGGAAAAUGGCUGCUCAGGAGAACAGUCAAGAAAUAAAGCUUGUUGGAAGAAUUUGACUCAGAGGGAGUUUCUCGGGUCAAGCUGUAAGCUGAGUGAGUUUUAAGUGAGAACAUUACUUGAGGUCACUUUGGGCUGUUUGGUUCUGAAGAAAGAAAAUGAUUGAUAGGAACUCUCAGGAUUAUCAGAUGAAGAUUUUAAAGCUGUUGCUGAAACCAACAGACCUACCAACCAAACUGAAGCAGACUGAACUGAUUCCGUCCUUCUGCAACUGAAAGGAUCCAAACUUACUGCAGAAUCUUUGGAGCGUUGAAAGCAAGAUGGGAUUAAUGGGCUCUGAUCUAAGCUGCUCUGGUCUGACUGUAGGUCCAAAGUGUUCGAUCCGGGCCGAGAGCCUUUUAUUCUUUAAAAUAUGCAACGUUACUCCGAGCAGGAAAACAACGUCAACAGCUGAACAGAACUAUAUCAGUAACAGAGUCUGUUCAGAUCUCCAAUAAUUACUGCAGGGAACAAACAUUUGUCAUGUGAUGUUUUCACAGAGACAGGAAAUGACUGAAGCUUCUCAGCAGGAGGUCCCGCUGGUCGGGUUGACGUGCACUUUUCUGUCAGAUGUUCAAGACCAAUCUUCCAGGGUUAAAAACAAACUUUCCAACAAGAUCAACUUCCUUCAACCUAAAACAAGAAGAAGCUGACACCAAUAGGGUCACAUGACCAAUCAGCUGUUUCUGCAAACUAAAGAUGGCCGACACAUGCAGAGAAACUAAUCCAGGAGAGUUUCUGGUGAUUUCUCUGGAAUUGUUUCCAUCUUCUAGAUUUUAUUCCUGAUUAAGGUAGGUCCAGAUUCUGUUUGGAAGAGGACUAGCAUACAGCGCCACCCACAGGCCACAGUAGUUUAUUCACUCCUCAGCAGCUGGUAGGAAAAGGUGUUUCUCUGGAGGAAAGUUUGCUUGACAGUAACAACUGAGCUAAGGUCUGAUUGGUUCCUUGUCCAAAGUAUGAAGCAGCCAGAGGCACAAGGUAGAGGUUUUUUUUACUCCAAAUUACUGUAGACCUGAAGAUAAAUUAGUUGCUUCAUAUUUACAGUCAUGAGGAAGACUAAGUCCAGCCCAUGAUCCACCAGCUUGAAGAACCAUCCAACAAUACCUCAGCAGUGGGUUUCUUGGGUUGAGUGUGAAAAGUCUUAAGGAAUUAAGCCUUUGGUGAACCAAUGGGCUGGAAGGCUUCAUGAAGCUUCAUCUCACCAUCACUUCCCAAAAGGAGAAUCACCUUCAGCAGUGGUUUUCUUCCUGACCUUAUCAGUUUGUCACAUCAUCAUGGAGGAGUUCUGCUCCACGAUGCGUCAGUUUAUUGAGACUUCUGCUCAGCUUUCUGAAGGUCUGACCACAUCUGUGAAUCAAUCUGAGGUCUGGCCUUUGACUGGGCCAUUGCAGCACAGUGAUCCUUGUUUUUUUAAGCCAUUCUGUUAUAGAUCAGCUGCUAUGUUUGGGAUCAUUGCUCUGUUGGUAACCCAGUUUGGACCAGGCUUCAGCUGCUGGUCCACUCAGUGACAGAAAAAUGAAAAGCAGACCCAAACCAUCAAUCCUCCGCUGCCGUGCUUAACAGCUGUUGGUAUGAGGGGUUUGCGUUUCAUUUCCUCCAAAUACUCUCUGGCCUUGGGCUGAAUCUCCUUCCACUCCUGGGAAGAUUGGCAGCUGUCUGGGAUGUUUUCCUCCUGGGAAUAAUCUUCCUCUCUGUAGAAGAUGUAGGAGGUGACCUUAUAACCCUUCCCAGGUUGAUGGGCAGCAAUAGCUGCUGCUCCAAGGUCAAAGAUCUGUAGCAUACAGAUGUGUAGCGUUUCAGCGUGCAACUUUAACUUGGCUGUACUAACUCACUAUCGGUGAGGAGCUGUCCUGCUCUACAAGGUUCUGUUUGUGUUUCCGUGGUUGGAUCAGUGUCUUUAGUCUCUCCUUGUUUCAUAUCAGUCAGUGAACCUGAGCUUCUGGGUGUGCUUUGAACUGGGUGGCUGAUCUGUGUCCAUCGGGAAUCUUGUUUCUACAAGUCAGUCACUUCUUCUAGGCUUGUGGCUUUUUUCUCUCAUCUGGCAACCCUGAAUCAGAGGAUUGUAGUUGAUCUGAAGAAGGAAAAUGCUGUUUGUUUCUCAUCUAUAGACGCAGUCAUGUAUCCUGCUAAUCGCUGGACCACUGUUAAAUGGUUGCUGUCUCCAAGCUGACCACUAGAUGUCAGUAUUUAAUGAAAACAGACCCUUUAACUGUAGCUCCAACACUACUUUUGUUUUAUUAAUAGGUCGGGUGCGGAUGUUUGUCCUGUGAUAAAACACCCAUCAUUUAAAAUACUUCUACAUAAAUUUAAUUUCAUGAAGAGUUUAAAGCUGUUUUUAUGGGUUGAAGGCCAUUUUAGCUAAAAAAUGAAACCCAUUUUUCUCCACUGGAGGCUUUUUGAUCAAACAGUCACUCAUCUGAGUUGAAUAAAGCUCCAGAUCCAGACAGAAAAGUGCACAUCAUUGGCCACAGGAGACUGAGCUGAGAGAACUUAGAUGGCACGUUUUCUCAAACGACUGUGAGACAGGAGACCAGACUGACAUACUGUAAUAUAUUUUGUAUCAUAAACCUGCAUCUUCUGGACCGACCCUUCAACCAAAAAAGCCAAAAAAGGAGACAAAGGUUAGAUGGAAGACGUCAGGUUCCUGCCUGAUGUUCAUCCAUGCAUGAGCCUCGUACUGUAGAAGUAGCACUGCUGAUCAUUUAUCAAACUUAUCAGAGAAAAAGAGAUAACAAAAUAACACAAUGGGGAGGAAAAUCUCAACUUCUGUUGUUUUGCAUGAUGACGUUGGUUCUGUUGACUUGUUUUCCUCCUUCCCUCUUUUCCUUCCUGGAACUUUUCCAGAUGAGUGUUUGCUCCACUGAGGAGGAAUCCAACAGAUUCCUGAUUUCAGAAUCAUUCAGGCAUGCUCCUCCAGGAUGUAUGUGUGUGUGUGUGUGUGUGUGUGUGUGUGUGUGUGUGUGUGUGUGUGUGUGUGUGUGUGUGUGUGUGUGUGUGUGUGGGUGUGUGUGUGUGUGUGUGGUGAGCAGGCACAAAUAUGCAUGGAUACCGUUAUAGGUAUUUUACCUGUUUUCUCCUGCAGCAGCGUGAAGAGAGGCGAGACUGAACUCAGACUGGAAACUUUUCAUCACGUCUUCAGAGAUAUCUCUGCAGGUUGUUGUUCUGCAGCUGCAGCUUCCAGGCAUGAACCUCCGCAGGGCUAACACUGGCAAAAUUCUGAAUCUAUGCAGAAAUAUACAAAAAGUUUAACAUGCCAACAAAUGAAACAAAGUCAUGAAAAUUCUGUUUUACAUCUGGGGAAUAAAUGACUUCAAUCCUGGUUCUAAAUUAAGCCAUUUUUAUUUCUAUAUGUUAAGUCAGGCAGAACAGCAGAUGGAAAAGUCCAAGCUGAGGCAUGGGGAUAUUAAACAGAAAAAUAAACAGGAAUAAAAUAGAUUUAAAACAGUAAUUCAAUGAAUUUACAGUAUUAUAUAUAAAAAGACAAAAUAAUAAAGAAAUAAAUUAAAGUACAAAUUAAAGAAAAUAAAUAUUACAUCAUUAAUUAUUAAAGUUUAAUAGAAAUAUAAUUUCUGCCUCGUUUCAUACAAUCGAUAAAAAGGUUAAUUUUAUUUUAUUUUUUAUAUUUUGUUGCAGUUGUUGAAGUGUUUAUUUAUUGAGCUGUUUCUAUGAUUCUGGACUCCCUCCUAAUUUUGUCAGUAUCAGUCCUCCAUAGAGAACAUGAUGUUAAAAAUGCACAGACUGGCUUUCUACAAGCCUUAUAAAGACUUCAUGUCCACAUGCUACAUGUUCAACUGUAAUGAUUUAAGCAAGAAUCAAAAGAUAGUUUCAAACAUUAUUUGAAUGAUUCAGCAUUUCUAAAUUAUAUUACACUGAUUUUAUAUUAGUUUUAAAGCCAAAAAACACCAAUAUAUUCUAACUUAAAUCUGGUGGAACUUUGGAAACGUUUAAACUAUUAUAUUUUUCAGAGACAUCAGAACAUAAGCUCCUGAGUUUUCAGUCUUCAGAUUUUUUUUUUGUAGUAAAGCUGCUUUUUAUUUGUCUAACAGCUGCUUUAUUCUUUGAAUUUGAAAGCAGAGGAUCAGCAUUUAUUCUAGAGCUUUGACCUUUCACCUGAUAAAAUGUUUGACUUUCUGUUCAAGUGAAGCACUUCAGUCUAAUUCUAGGGUGACAGAAAGCAGGCUGCACCCCAACAUGAUAAUGAUGAUGAUGAUGAUGAAGUUCAGUGUCUGAGUGUCCGAUGGAUGGUGACAGAGUGAAGGAGAAAACAGCAAUAAAGCACAGAGGUGUAUAUUCUAUUCCACUAAUAAAGAGCAACAAAAACUGAA